AAUCUACAGCUGAUAGGAAAAAUUGUGCACGUCAAUUGGAAAAAUGCGGAUCGUUUCUUUGCUUUGAAACUUUCAAUGAUGACAAAUCAAACUCUGAAAGAAGUUGUAAAGAGCGAGUUGAUUUUCAACGAAAUGUCCUACAAUUUUACGGCAUCGCGAAUGAAGUAACUGAUGCUGAUGAUGGCUCCCUAAAUGCUUAUCUAAAACUUGAAUGGAUUGACAAGUAUCGGCUAGCUUUGCAACUGGCGAGUGCCGUGGAAUGUAUGCAUGAAUGCGACGGAACUCCAAUUGAAUAUAGUAACCUAUUUCAAGCGUGUUGGAAUUGUGAUCCAAGUGAGCGACUCAAAAUACAAAAGGUUGUCUUAAGCCUUAGAAAAAUCAUUUCACUCGAACAAAGUAUCGCUAACAAGGAAGGAAAAAAUGAUUCAUCAACGAAAGGUGAAUCUAACCUUAAAUCAAAUAAACUUACUUCAAGUAUAAAUAAGGAAUUAACGAUUAGUAAUUCAUUUGAUAAUAUUGAACCUGAAGGCAAUCCAAGAAUUGAUUCGAAUAUUCGAAUAUUUCAUCAAAUAUAG
Molecule: messenger RNA, 575 nt
Organism: Funneliformis mosseae
Lineage: Eukaryota; Fungi; Glomeromycota; Glomeromycetes; Glomerales; Glomeraceae
Source: the annotation of a GenBank genome assembly